Messenger RNA from Pararge aegeria (speckled wood butterfly), 1111 nucleotides. RefSeq names its product U3 small nucleolar ribonucleoprotein protein IMP4. Gene Ontology annotation, biological process: rRNA processing. The transcript is spliced from 6 exons. The record is from RefSeq and is a predicted model, not a curated record. Gene Ontology annotation, molecular function: rRNA primary transcript binding; snoRNA binding. Gene Ontology annotation, cellular component: Mpp10 complex; small-subunit processome; nucleolus. Lineage: Eukaryota; Metazoa; Arthropoda; Insecta; Lepidoptera; Nymphalidae. The coding region runs from base 115 to 1044 and encodes 309 amino acids.
UGUCAAUGUCAAAACAAACAAACAUGUUUCCGUGUGCCGAAAAAUUGUGAUUUGUUUAAAAUAAAUAAUAUUUUGCGUAUUGCUAUAAAAAUAUCGUUUAAAUAAAGUGAAAUAAUGCUUCGACGGCAGGCGCGAUUGCGCCGUGAGUAUUUGUACAGAAAAUCGUCGGAGGAAAAACAGAAGAAUAUUCAAGCGAAAAAAGAUCAACUAAAGCGUAGUUUGGAAGAAAACAUUCCGAUACAUGGCGAUUUACGGAAAGAGGCUAUUGCUCUGCAGAAGAGAAUAGAAUAUGAGGAUAAAGGUCCUGAACGAGCAGCAGUGAUAGGUGGUUUCAGUGGUGGUGCAAACACAUUGAACUCACAAGAUGAUGAGUACCGAUAUGCAGGUGUCGAAGACCCUAAGAUUAUGAUUACUACAUCUAGAGAGCCCAGUGCAAGAUUGAAGAUGUUUGUUAAGGAAUUAAGGUUAAUAUUUCCAAACAGUCAACGCAUGAACCGUGGUGGUUAUGAGAUGUCGCAGCUGAUACAUGCAUGUCGUGCCAAUGAUGUCACCGACUUUAUAGUUGUCCACGAACACAGAGGUGUGCCUGAUAGCUUGGUAAUCUGCCACUUACCAUAUGGACCUACAGCUUCGUUCACCCUAUCGGGAGUGGUGAUGCGUCACGACAUUCCUGAUAUCGGACCAAUGAGUGAGCAGUAUCCGCAUCUUAUAUUCCACAAUUUCAAAACUGAUUUGGGUUUAAGGACAAUGAGCAUAUUGAAGUACCUCUUUCCGGUACCGAAGGCGGACUCCAAGAGGGUGAUAACAUUUGCUAACAACGAUGACUAUAUCUGCUUCAGGCAACAUAUAUAUAAAAAGGCUGGAAAGGACUUUGAGCUAUCGGAAAUAGGGCCCCGCUUCCAGAUGAAGCUGUAUGAGAUCAAACUAGGCACGUUGGAGACCCUGGACGCCGCCGACACGGAGUGGGCCCUCCGACCAUACAUCAACACCGCCUCAAAGCAAAGGUUCCUGAGCCAAGAGGACGGCUGGCAGGAAGAAGAAUGAAAAAGAGUAAUAAAGAAGAAGCAAUCUUGAUGUUCAUUUGAUAAUUAAACAAAAAUCUAAAAAGUCA